AUGAAUAAUCUGCAAAUAGUCGGUGAAAAGUUGUAUUUACAAACUCGUUUCACGCCACAACGAUUGGAGGAAAAAUCAAAACACGUUGAAGAAUUUCCUUCACUUUUGAAAUUAUCGACAGAAAUUUUACAUCGAAUCUUUGAUUAUCUGGAUAUUGAAACAUUACUAUUUUCAUUACGUUAUGUAUGUAAACAAUUUCAUGAAUUAAUUCUGUUGUAUAACCGUUUUAAGUUUGAUUUUGAGUCGAUUUCUAUAAGUCGAUUGCGAUACAUUUGUCAUCUGAUUAACCCCGAAUUAGUUAUUGAAUUACGAUUGUCUAAUGAUAAUAAAACACCCAGUCAAAUUGAAUAUUUUCUUUCUGUGUGCGAUCUGCAUCAUUUUACUCGACUUCGUUCGUUGAUUGUUAUUCAAAAUGCCAAACAUUUUUUUACAAACUUAUUCGACUAUGUUCUCACUAGUCGGUCACUCAGCUCAUUUUCAAUUUACUAUUUAACUCGGAUCGAAAAGGUAUCUAAAGAUCAUUAUUAUCACACAUUAACUGGUCCUUCACUCAAUUCAAUUUCGUCAAUUUUUCAAAGAUCAAAUAUAAAGAAAUUUAAAAGUAAUCUGAAAUCAUAUCAAUUAGAGACAAUUCUACGACCUAUUCAAUAUUCAUUUCGGCAUUUAACCAUUCAGCAUUGUACUAAACAACAGUAUUAUUUGAUUUUACGUUAUUCACCACACUUACGAACGAUAUGUUUAGGAAGAAUUAAAAUGAAUGACGAAGGAUAUCAUUCCGAAGGUGAAUCUUCUUUUGCAUCCAGUUCAGAUGAAGAAGAAUCAGAAAAUAAUGAAUUAAUUUGCCAUUCUUUGGUUUCAUUAAAAUUUCAACGAUAUAAAGGAUCAAUUGAAAACCUUAAAGAAAUCCUUUUAUUGACACCGAUGUUGAAACAUCUGGAAAUCGUUGGUCAAACGAAAGUCACAGAAUUUGUAACAAAUACUUCAAUGUUAAAGGAAUUCAUUCCAAAUGCAUUAGAUUUAUUGCAAUCGAUCGGAGUAUUUCUUGUUAUUCACAUUGAAGAUGAUAAUUUUCCGCUCGGUAUGAAUCUUUUUCAAAUGAAUGAAAAACGAUGCCGUUUCACUUAUGAAUUUUUGAAAUCUCCAGAGAAAAUCUUUUUCUACUCAGUACCAAUUCCAAAGAUCGAUAUACAUUAUGAGAUUGAUUUCGAUCGAACUACGAUAUGUACUCUGAAGAAAAUCAAUCAAAACAUACAGCUGAAGAACAGGAUCAAAAGUACUCAACUGUGUUUUACGGACAAUGUGCCUUUCAAUUUCUCUCAAAUUCGACAAUCGAAUGGCUAUGUGUUCCCUAAUGUUACCGAUCUGGAAUUUCGGUUGACUGAAUUUUGGCCCUACAAUAGAAAAGAAUUCGUUUCGAUCAUGUUCAACCUUUCCUGCAUAACUAAGAUUAGUCUUCGUGGUAAUAGUUCGGUGUACACAGAUCAAUUCAUUUCUCAGAUGGAAAAACAAUUGAGAGAAAUAUUUAAGCAAACCAAAAAUCUAUCGGAACUUGAUCUGUACUCAGAUCAUCUUCUCAUUGCAUUCGAUGUUGACAAAAUCUAUUCGAUCAUUCCACAACAUGUCAAAUAUAUCAAAUUUCCCGCUGUUGGUCUCGAGAAAAUGAGAAAUAUUGUCGAUCAAUUCGAAAAUUUAUGGAGUAUGGAAUUUGCAUGGUCAGAACACAGAAUGCACCGUGACAGAGCUAAUAAAUGUGAAGGACUCAUCAACCACCUUCAAAUGAAAAAACGAAACUUUCGGUACCAAAAAAGUUUUUUUAGUCUUCUCAUUUGGUUCAAUUAUAUCAAUUCGGAGUGCAGUAUUAUCUCCGAUUCCGAUGAUUAA
Messenger RNA from Adineta ricciae, 1881 nucleotides. Lineage: Eukaryota; Metazoa; Rotifera; Eurotatoria; Adinetida; Adinetidae. The record is from the annotation of a GenBank genome assembly.